AUGUUAAUAUGUCAGCACCAGUAUAUGAGAAGAAUAAUUGAGAAAUUUGGAAUGUCUGAAGCAAAAGUUAUCUCUCGACCAGAUACUUCAUUUGCAGUGAGCAGUGUGAGCAGAUUUUUGAACAGCCAUACUAAUGCACACUGGCAAGCAGUGAAAAGAAUUUACAGGUACUUAAUUGAAACACCAGAUUAUGGUAUAUAUUAUUCAAACAGCAGGAGCAAAAUGCAAGUGGUUGGUUUUCCAGAUGCUGAUUGCACAGGUGAUCUUACAUCACGAAAGUCAAAGUCAACAACAGCAUUUAUUUUUCUUUUGGCUGGUGAACCUGUAACCUGGACUUCUCAGAAGCAAAAGGUUGUUGCUCUAAAUACAACUGAAUCUGAAUAUGUAGCUGCUGAUACUGCUGCUAUGGACACAAUUUUGGUGAGAAAAUUACAAGGUGGUCUGGGAAUCAAUUGUAAAGAACCAACUACAUUACAAAAUGACAACCAGUGUGCAAUCAAGUUGUUAAAAAAUCCUGAAUAUCACAAACACACCAAACAUAUAAAUGUAUGCUAUCAUUUCUUAUGUAGAAAAGGGCAGUGUAAAGAGAUAGAAGUUGUUUAUGUGUGUACCAAAGAACAACUUGCUGAUUUGUUGACCAAAGCAUUAACUAAAAAAAUUGUAUAUUUGUGUUCAAAGCUCAAUGCUGUUAAUUGGUAA
Messenger RNA from Schistocerca americana (American grasshopper), 699 nucleotides. Its product is annotated as secreted RxLR effector protein 161-like. The record is from RefSeq and is a predicted model, not a curated record. Lineage: Eukaryota; Metazoa; Arthropoda; Insecta; Orthoptera; Acrididae. Bases 1 to 699 code for a protein of 232 amino acids. The transcript is spliced from 2 exons.